GGAAAGAUGAGUGGUCCUCAGCCCUUGCAGGAGGAGGUGUAUGAUAUGUCAGGUGCCCGCCUGGCCCUGACCCUGUGUGUCACCAAAGCCCGAGAGGGUUCCGGGGCAGAUAUGGAUGCCCUGAAACGCAUGUUCCACCAGCUGAGAUUUGAAAGUACCAUGAAGACAGAUCCCACUGCCCAGCAAUUCCUGGAAGAAUUGGAAAAGUUCCAACAGGUCAUAGAGAACUGGGAAGAGCCAGUCAGCUGUGCCUUUGUGGUGCUCAUGGCACACGGUGAGGAAGGCCUCCUCAAAGGAGAGGAUGAGCAGAUGGUCAAGCUGGAGGACCUCUUCGAGAUCUUGAACAACAAGAACUGCCGGGCCCUGAGAGGCAAGCCAAAAGUGUACAUUAUCCAGGCCUGCAGAGGAGAACACCGAGACCUCGGUGAAACAAUAGGUGGGGAUGAGGUUGCCAUGAUCACAAAGGAUGACCUCCAAACCAUCCCAACAUACACGGACACCCUCCACAUCUACUCCACAGUUGAGGGGUACAUCUCCUACAGACACGACCAGAAAGGCUCCAGCUUCAUCCAGAUCCUGACGGAUGUGUUCAUAAACAAGAAAGGGUCCAUCUCAGAACUCCUGAUAGAGGUAACCCGUCGUAUGGCAAAAACAGAGGUGAUUCAGGAAGGGACACCAAGGAAAGUGAACCCUGAAAUCCAAAGCACCCUCCGGAAGCAGGUCUAUCUGCAAUGA
Molecule: messenger RNA, 735 nt
Organism: Nannospalax galili (Upper Galilee mountains blind mole rat)
Lineage: Eukaryota; Metazoa; Chordata; Mammalia; Rodentia; Spalacidae
Gene: Casp14
Product: caspase 14
Exons: 6
Coding region: 7-735 (242 amino acids)
Biological process (GO): proteolysis
Cellular component (GO): cytoplasm
Source: RefSeq, a predicted model, not a curated record